AUGUAAACAAUAACUUUUAGUCCUGCUUGAAUGAACGAUAGCUGGAGGUUUUGAGUGAAUUUUGUCUUACAAACUACCCAUUUCUUCGAUAUUUCUUCUCCACCCACGAUUUGCAUUGGUGUGUGUGUGUGUGUGUGGAUGUGUACGUGAACACGCGAAGGACACUUGCUAGCAAAACGACCGUCCUUCAUGAAGGAAAAAUGAACACUUGCUACGAUUAGGUUCACACAGGAUCUUGCCAGAUUUGUAUGAACAAAUGUAUUAAAAAGGGAAAUAGUAUAGCAAAGAAUAAGGUUCGAUUGCGUCGCCCGAAACAUUUAGCGUGAGACAGCUCCAGCUACCAGUUGAAUCCACCUCGCACGUUGUGCGCAACGAUUAGCCAUCCAAAAGCCGACAUAAAAAUGAAACGAAAUCACUGGGGGAAGAUGGUGGACUGUUCCGAUACCCGUAAGGAGCUGGAAGCCACCGAUCUUGUGCUCACCAUGAGCAAGAUGGACAAAUUUCAGCAGAUCAAGCUUCCGUACACCAUCACCAGAGAGAAGCGUGUCCCGCUCAAAAAUCCACUCGUCACGCAAACGGUCGAGGUGAUGAAGCAAACCGAAAUGAUCCAAACGCUCAUCGACACGUACUCGACCAAGUCCGGCUGCAACUACAUCCUGAACCCGUGUCAGCUAAUGCCCACCGUACACUUCCCGGCCAGCAAUGUGGUCGAUCUGACGCGGAUGGAGAAAAUUAAGCGCCCGUUCUGGUUCGUGCUGCCCGACGAAACCCCGUUCACCCGGGGGGAACCGAAAAACUUUGUCAAACUCUCGAAACCGGUCGUGCUGCAGGCACUGCGUAAGGCGGCGUGCGGUCUUCUCUGCAUGGAGGGUUUCUCCGAAAUUAACGAAUCCGCCCUCAUCAUGAUCGUGGACGGAUUGGAUCAGUAUCUGCGGUUGCUCACGAGCGCCCUCCGUACCGCGUACACGGAGCAGGACGAAGAAAUCGGUCCCGUGCCGACGCUGGUAAUGGUGGAACGGAUGUAUCAAAGUAUCGGGCGCAGUCCGGUGUACCACCUGCACAACUACUACAAAAAGCUGGUGAACAAAAAUCGGGACGAGGUGCGAGAGUUUAAGGAGCUCUACCAGGAGUACGAUCGGUUGCUGCAGGAGAACCAGCUGUCGGUGCAGAACAUGCAGAGGCUGGGCGAUCUGAAGGAGGAGGACUACAUGAACUUUCUCGACCAGCAGUCCCACUCGUCGAACGGGACGACGAUCGAAGGGACGGCAAUGAACAUCAUUAACUUUAUCAAUGGCGAAACGGUGAAUGGGUUCAAGGAUAUCCUCGAGGGUGAACUGUUGGAGAGCAGCAGCACACAGGAUUCGUCGGACCAGAUGACCAGCAAUCAGCAGUUUUAUCAGGCAGAUUCUUCCUCGCAAGGUUAUGCACCGGGUGCACCUAUGUAGCAGUGCGCCGAAGAUCCACCGGUGCACCGUUUCUCAUUUUAGCUAACGUGCCUGUACCGUGGACAGUGAUUGUGAUGGGGGUUUUGGACAUGCGAACGCUAGUGAACCCUUCUUCUUGUUCGCUUAACGACCUCUCAAGGGGCUAUUUUUGACUUGCUAGACCUAUUGAUACCGAGUUAACAACCUGCGUUGUCUACACAGCAUUUCCUAGUGUUGUCAACCGCCUCCGGCCCGAUUGCACACGAUCAGCAAACAGCGUUCAGCGAUCGGCAAACCGUGUUGAUCGUCUGACCUAGUUACCGAUUACAAAACAUGCAAUAGCCGAAUCAGCAAUAGUCAUCAAGAAUCGUCAAUACCUUUCCCUUCCCCAUCCAAUUCCCAAUAAUCAACUUGUAUGUAAAACAAACUUAAUUAACUCACUCCGAUUUUGACCGCAGAAUAAGUAAGUCUCGAUUUCCUUCGUCUGUGUCCGAAGUCUAUAGUUUUAACUAUCGCAUAGCUACACUAUGGGACGAACGGCCCAGAUCGGAUUUGAACCCCGGUCCUGUCGUGUGAAGACUGCUAAAAAAAGUAGAAAAAUAAUUUAUAAUUUACAUUACAAACAAAACAAAAUCAACGCAACAUCGUAUUCACUUCAGUAAUAUUAAUAAGCGUUUAAUUAGUUUCUGAAUAAAUGGUACCGCGUUUAUGCUAUUUA
Molecule: messenger RNA, 2142 nt
Organism: Anopheles stephensi (Asian malaria mosquito)
Lineage: Eukaryota; Metazoa; Arthropoda; Insecta; Diptera; Culicidae
Gene: Spt7
Exons: 3
Coding region: 402-1445 (347 amino acids)
Cellular component (GO): SAGA complex
Molecular function (GO): transcription coactivator activity
Source: RefSeq, a predicted model, not a curated record